AUGAUCGACCUCUUUGAAUCCACGCGAUAUUCUACGGAAUCGGAAGGUAUAAAUCAAACUAUUUUCUAGUGUUUCUGAAGACCUAGAUCCUGAAUGAAAUUUAUCUGUCGAUUUUUGUCUAUAAAAGUAGUAGUAUGCUAGAAAAUUUAUAAGUUUAUGAAAUAUGCGAAUUCGUGAAACUUGAUUAGAGGUGAGCCGUUUUCCUUUCUUUCUCAAGUGACCACUUGGAACAUUUUUGUGGCUAUAGUUAGAGACCGCAAAGCCACGCCCCUUUUUGCGAUGGUGAAAUGCACUGGUUUUUUCGACUUUGUGUUCGUUGCUUUCGUACAAACGCAGUACUGAACCGAAAACGGAGAAAGUUGGGAGAAAAAUAGAGAAAACCUUCCUCUUUAAUCUCAUAUACUUUUCACCCGAUUUUCGAAGCGUUUUAGCGGAGUGUCGUACAAAAAACCAAAUGCCGUGUUCAAAGUGAUUCCGCGAAAUACAAAAUAGCCGUCAGAGAAAGAGAAAGAUAACUAACAUUUGGAGGGUCAGAGACAAUUUCGCAUUUCGCGGAAAUUACUUUGAACACGGCAAAAACUAUUUUUUUUUCUUCGGGUUUUUAACUUAGUUCCCUGUCGUUGGCGCCUUUUUUUAUUUUCGAAUUUGAUUUUUAAGUGAAAAACAAAUCUUUUAAGACAAAAAAAUUAAAAUUUCUACGAUGCCUAAUCUUCGUGAGGCCGCGCGAAGUUGAAAAUUUUGUACUCAGUUUCGAGAGCGUGUAAGUAAACAAAUUUUAUUUUAACUUGUGGAUUAAAUUUUAACUAAAAACUUUAUUAGUAUAAAACUCAUUUCGAAAAACUUUGUUUUCUGAGAAAAAAAUAGACAGUGAAAAAUUUCGAAAUUCAUUUUAACAUGGUCAGAUGUCGUUGGCGCCUUUUUUUAUUUUCUAAAUAAUAGCGUAUCUCAAUUUUCAAUCAAUUAAAAAAAUAAAAAUAAAAAAAUUUCCACGGUGCCUAAAAAGUUUAAUUAUUGUUAAUUUGAAGCCAACGUUAAAAAAAUAACAAAAAAACACCGAAAAACGGAAGCAUUUUUGAACUGAAUCUUUAUAAAUAAAUUAUUUUUAGGUGGUCCGAACACACGUGACUAAUAGUUGUUCAACUAUCCUAACUUUUUUUUUAACAAGAUAGUCGGUAAAUGCUGUACUUUGAGGUGAAGUGGUGUAUAGCACGAACGCUAUUGAGUGUUUUUGAAUAAAAAGUGAAAGAGUUUUUGUUUAACUCUGUUUUUCGAAGUUUACUUCUAAAGUUCUUAAUUCACUAGUUGCACAACCCUGUAAGAAUCAGAAAUGAGGUUCAACUCAAGUUAAACUUGUGGUCACUUUUCUCAUAUCUUCCUACGAGCUUGUAGCGAAGUCGAGCAGCAAUUAACGUGUUUGGACUUUAAAAAAAAUUAAGAGGUGACUUAAAAGGCUGGAAUAUGGUGACCUUUUUUUCAAUUCAGCCUAACUGUCGAAAGUUUUUUUUUCAUUUAAUCGAAUUACAGGACGUCCGGAGGAGGCCACCGUAGUUCCGGCUGCCACGAAAGCCACUGGAUUUGGAUUGGAGACCAUAAGUAAGCUUCAAACUUCUCUCUUCACAUUAUAUGUAAUGGUUUCAAGAUGAGUCCAAAAAUGACUACAUUCUUUUCCUCCCCUUUCCAAUUUUGAGUAACUGCUAUUUCCUUUAUUGUAGUUGCUGACUGGGUAAAAAGUCGUUCGGAUCAUGCUAGACUAGAAUUUUCUGGUCAGGAUUUUUCACAGCUUGAAGAGCUGAAAUAGAGUAAGAGACUCGCGGAAAAAGACUGAGAAAAAAAAAAACGAAAAUUCUCUUUCAAGAUGAGAAAACCUUUCCCUUCAUUUUAUAUUUUUUAAAUAUGGCUAUAUCUUAAGAAGGCGCUCUCUCGGAGAUUUUCGGGAGAAAAACCCCGACCGAUUCUGAGACACUGAAAGAGGAAAGAGAUGAAGGUAAGUAAUUUGAAUAGAUUCUCAAUCAGAAACCUCAACAGGAAAGUGGAUAAUAAAUCAAAAAAUGAGGAGAUUUUUUGUAUAAUACUCAAAAUGCGCUAAGUACAGUAUGUAGUCUGAUUAGGUUUUGAAUUUAUAGCAGAAAACUCCGCCCCAACAACAUGAAUAGGCUACGCAUAAGGGGCUGAGUUUGGGCGAUGGCUUGACAUUCAAAAAGCAUACUAUAGUCGUUUUCCGUGACAUGAAAGGAGAGAGGGGAUGAUUUCUCUUCGCCCUCCUUGUCUCUCGGCGACCCUCUCAAGUUGAGUUGCUAUUUUUUCGUUUCUCUGGUCUCGCCGGUGAGAGAACAGACAGACGCAGAUACUCUAAACAUGUCAAGUCGCAUCAAACGGACUAUCUCUUUCAAAUAACUUCAAAAAUAUAUUUUUUAUCGGUAUCUCUUACAAUCAAACUCUACAUGAAAAAAGAAGGAGAUAAAAACUACCGAAAAAAAACGCGAAAAAAGAGCCGGAUUUAUUAAGUAGAGAACUAAAAAGACUUUCUUGAGAAAGUGCGAACUUUGUUCUUCUUUGAUAUAAUAUGUUCUCACAGAUCAAACCCAAGAGUCGGCUGAUUCCGAAAGUUCUGACGAAACCGAGAUUGACGACGAUGAGUUCCUCAACUAUUUCGCUUAUUUCCAUGGGUAAAAAUUAUCCUAUCCAUCUGGAAAAUAAAAUCAAUUUAUUUCUUAAGCUACUUGCCUGAAAUGCAACUCCGGAAAGUUCUGAAAAAAUCCGGCGAUUACCUCCUCAGAAAAAACGAACGUUUGUAAAAAAAAGUGAUGUUUAUCCAAACGAAUAAUUUUUCAGGCCACGGCCGGACAUUUCUUCUGUUUUCGGUUGCUGUACGGGGAAAGACCAAAGGUGCCUAUCUUUUUUUUUUCGAAGAAAAUCGAAAAAUCAACGCUUCAAAGGAUUUUGAAGAUUAAAAAAGCGGAGUAUUUUCAUUCAUGAGUUUUUUUGAUAAUAAAUUUCGACAGGGAAAAAAAUUUUUUUACGAUUUAACUUGUUAUAAAAAAACGGAUAUAGCUGAUUCAUGGCUGACUUGAGCCAUCGAAAAAAAUAUGUCCUGACACCAAACUAAAAGAGACGGUGGUAUGAAAAAAACACCAGCGAAAAUUCAAACGGCGACUUUUCCGAUUUUUCCAUUUCGCUAGGGAACUUUCCGACGGCCACCUUUCCGACGAAACUUUUUCCGACUUUUUUCCCUUAUGCUUUUCGGUUUAUAAAACAUCUAUAAACAUUGUUUUUUUUUCUAUUUCUUUGUGUUUUAAACAUGAAUAACUUGCCUACUUUAUAUAGGGAGAUUUAAAAUGAAAAGUUUAUUGAGAAAAAAAGUCGGAAAAAGAUUCGUCGGAAAGGUGGCCGUCGGAAAGUUACCUAGCGAUAUGAAAAAAUCGGAAAAGUCGCCGUUUGAAUUUUCGCCAGUGUUUUUUUCAUACCACCAAAGAGACAGUGCCUUGUUGGUGGAGAGCGCAGACACGCCACGCCCCUCAAGCGUCCCAAGUUAGCCGUGAAUCGGCUAUAACCAUGACUACUUCUCAAAGUGAAGAAGUCAGGGCGAAAAAUUAUUAAUUUUAAAAAAAUCGAAGCUACCACGGGCAUCAAGUCCAAGGCUGACCGAAAUUAUACCGAAUUUUAAUAAAAUUUUUUUAUUGUCGCGCUCCCAAAGAUGGGCGGAAUUCCGGGUUUUUCGAGACUUCUCAAAAAUAUACUAACGAUUUUCAAACCUUUUUACAGUCCAAUCUUCCGUUUCCGUUCGCUAACCGAUGUAAAAAUAUCAUUUUAAGAGAAAAAAAUUACAUAAGUAUAAGCUUUAAAAUCAAAAAAUUAUGUUUCUUUUUGUACUGACCAGAAAGUUCAUUUUACUUUGCGGUUGGGAUUUUGCUUAAAAUUGGACAGAUUACUUCUGGAUGUAAGAAAAAAUAGUCUUAACGUGCACAAAUUCCUAGUUUUUUCAGAAAGAACACCUCAGAGUAAAAGAUAACCUUCAAAAUUCCAUUUUCGGAACUUCAAGCCAUUUCUUGUCGAAAACUAGGAAGUUUUGCAGGUUGAAACUCCCAGAAUAUUCCAUUAGUACAUUGAGAAGUUUUUUGGCCAAGAUACAGGAAAUUAUCAACGGCGAAGUAAAAUGACAUCCCUUUUGAGGAAAUCUUCAUUGCUUCCGCAUACAACAAUUUGAAAAUCCAGCUCUGGUUUUCGCUCUAAUUACAACGAAAAAUAUAUUCCAGGCAAGAAGCCGCGCAUCGAAAUAAAACAUUACCGCGUCUAUCAAAACGAAAUCGGCGUCUACAUGGAAGGAGAAAAAAUUUUCAAGACUCUGGCGGACUUUCUCAUCUAUUACAUAUUACAUCCGCACAAGGUAUCAAAUUCAUGAUAGAAAAAAGAAGAAUGCAACGACAGAGAAAAAUUUUUUACUUGGUUAUAAAUGAGUCCAGCUUUAAAAAAAUCUUUUCUAUGUUUUUAAUUAAACAUUUGGUUGAAGAGAAUGAAGGCGGCUAGCCGACCGGCUUUCGAAACGGUGGUAUGAAAAAAAACACAAGCGAAAAUUCAAACGGCGACUUUUCCGAUUUUUUCGCUAGGGAACUUUCCGACGGCCAUCUUUCCGACGAAUCUUUUUCCGACUUUUUUCUCGAUAAAACCUUCGUUUUAAAUCUUCCUAUAUAAAUUAAGUAGUUGGUUCAUGAUUAGGACACAAAGAAAUAGGAAAAAAAAUUUUUAUAGAUGUUUUAUAAACCGAAAAACAUAAGGGAAAAAAGUCGGAAAAAGAUUCGUCGGAAAGUUCCUUAGCGAUAUGAAAAAAUCGGAAAAGUCGCCGUUCGAAUUUUCGCUGGUGUUUUUUCAUACCACCUUCGAAACCAUUAUAUCUUAAAAAAUCCGAAGUUUCAGGAAAUGUUGAAUAUCAACCUGUUGCGAGGCAUACCAACGAAUGAUUUCGUACUGAGGCCUCUUCAGAUUACGCUGUUGGAUAAAGUGAGUUUCGACGGGCUAUUUGACAAUCGGGAUGAGCCGAAAUUCAACCAAAUAAGGAAAGGCAAUCAUAGAAGGAUCAAAAAAAAAAAAUCUUAUCCUAUGAAAAUCAGCUGAAACUUAAGGUAAUGCUACCUGAAUAGCGUUUUUUACUGGUGAUUUUCCUCCUUCUAACUGGUCAAGGUCAUGAUUUGUAAAGCAUAAACUCACAUGAGAAGUUGCAAAACAAGCUGACAAACGAAAAAACUUUUUUAGCUCGAGAAAGGCAGCUUCUCCGAGACGUUACACGCGGACGUCGUGUACCUCGAGAAACCGGAUAUCCGCGCUGUUGUGAAAAUGGUGAGUUAAUUCGAAUGCGUGAUGCUCAAACAGAUUGAUUACUUUCAGCUGAAAUUCGAGGAUCCAUAUUUCGAAGGUACAAAGAAAAGGUUUUUCGAGAAAGCCCGAGUUUUGAUGAAACUCCGCCACAAAAACAUUGUGAGAUUGAUCGGGUGGCAAAUCUUCGAAGAUCCUCUCAUGUUGGUUUUUGAGGCUAUGGACGGUGAGUGCUGCUCAGGGAACAAGAGAUGCAAAAAACAAGAAAUUUGCUAGAAAAGUUUGAGAGCUAUUGCGACAAAGAAACUCUCCCUUGAAAAAAAGUGAAUUCGAAUAAUGAAAUUAUUUUUUUACUACAUAUUUAACUCAAAAAAUUAAAUAAAUAAAAUUUGAAGUAGUUGAAAAAAAGAAGUUUUUUGAUGCUUUUGAAGACGAAAUUAUUCAACUCGUAAAACUGCAACAGGAACUCCCACAGUAGUCCCUAUAGGGGCAACUUUAGGGACCCUUGGAGGAUCCCUUAAGGGUCCACUUUAUCAACCGUUAUAGGACUCCUUAGGAUUAAAAAAAAGCGGUCGCUAUAGAGUUUUCAGUUAGUGACUCCUAUAGGGGACAUGCUAGUCGAUAAUUUUCAUGACCUCUAUGUGAAGAAGCACUUCCAUGCGAAAAACUGAAUAAAUAAGCGUUUUUUGAAUAAAUUGAAAGACCCCUAAAGGGGCCCCUUAAGCUUUGAGGGCUACUGGAUCAGACCCUAAAGGGAUCACCUUGCUUUCGCCGUUAUAGGGGAUGUUUAUCCCUACACAUUAUUUAUCCAAUGAAAAAUGUUCCUAUUAAUCACGAAUGGAGAUGAAAAACUGAUUAGACAGCAAAAAUAAUAUUCAAUCCUCAAAGGUCGUUGAUUCCUUUUUCCUUACAGGCGGGUUUCUUGAUAACUGGCUCAUCGCGAAUUUCGAGCGGACGUGCAUCCUGCAGUUGAUGAGGUUCGCAUUUGAUGCGGCGAAUGGAAUCGGAUACCUACAUAAAAUGAAACUCAUCCACAGGGACAUCGGCGCGCGAAACUGCUCUCUCACCGCCGAUUUCAAGGUCUGGAUUGAGAUGAAAAAGAAGACCGGACAGUCAAUUCUUGACCUUCAGCUCAAGAUCUCCAAUCUAGAUAGAUGCGUUAACGGGGAUUCAUAUCGUAUGAAUGAGCCCGAGUUACUGCCAACAAGGUACCUCGCCCCGGAAAACUUGUCCAGAUUCAUAUUUACCCCAGCAACCGACUGUUAUACGUUCGGAGUAAGUUCUAACUCUCUUUUUUUUCGUUCUUUCUUUAUAUUCUUUUUUAGAACCUUUUAUACGAAAUUUUCACUGGUGGUGAAAUUCCGUACGAAGAGCUUGAACCGUCGCAAGUCAAAGCAAACGUUUGUCAAUUCUUUUUUUCGUUUAUUGCGAUUUCAGAAGAAAAAUAAAGAAACUUCAAAAUAAUCGGAGAAUUUUUCUUUCUCAAAAUCUAAACAAAAAUUGCAAUAAGCUUCCUAAAAUGAAAUCAAAAGAAGGCUCUAAAAUGGACCAAACAAUUUUGAAAACACAGAUUCUGGAACGGGUGACGAACGAUGUCGCAAAGACCAAAAUGCCCCUCCCACUCCAAAACUACGUUAAGUACUUGUUGUGGUCUUACAACCCAGCGGCUCGUCCGGGAAUGGACAAGGUUAAAUUUAAGACUAGGAUAAGAGAAAAAAGAAAGAAUGAUUUUAGAUCGCAGAGUUUCUUACAAAAAUUAUCGACCAUUUGAAGAGUGUAAGUUAUUGAUUUUUUGAAAGUUCUGAUAAUUUCUUUGACAGGCCGGAAGCACCGGGAAAUGGAAGCAGACUCCAAUCGUACGUUUAAUCCUUUUUUUUCCAUACGGCUGAGCUUAUUCAAACAAAUGCAUGCAAAUUGACCUUUCAAAUCUAGAAAAAAAUCCUUUGCUGUGUCCUUUAAAAAAGCUUUUGUCGUUUAUUUAUUGCAAAAAACUCGCAAAGAAAUUUUUUUAUAGUUAUUCUUUACUGCUGCAUCUGCGCCUGAGGGACGCCGUGGAGCAAGAUACCCAGUAAGUUUCCGGAAACUAAAUAACAACCACAAAAGGAAACUUGUUUUAAGAAGUGA
Caenorhabditis auriculariae is the source of this 7431-nucleotide messenger RNA. NCBI's taxonomy places the organism in Eukaryota, Metazoa, Nematoda, Chromadorea, Rhabditida, Rhabditidae. The record is from the annotation of a GenBank genome assembly.